This is a messenger RNA of Charadrius vociferus (killdeer), 822 nucleotides long. RefSeq names its product glutathione peroxidase 8 (putative) (gene GPX8). Lineage: Eukaryota; Metazoa; Chordata; Aves; Charadriiformes; Charadriidae. The record is from RefSeq and is a predicted model, not a curated record. Gene Ontology annotation, molecular function: glutathione peroxidase activity. The coding region runs from base 3 to 635 and encodes 210 amino acids. Gene Ontology annotation, biological process: response to oxidative stress. The transcript has 3 exons.
AAAUGGAGCCUCUCACAACUUCCUAUCCUCUGAAAUACUCAGUGCCCAAAGCAAGGGUCUUUGUUGUCUUUCUGUCGAUGGUUUUGUGUACCGCCAUUCUCUGCCUGCUGCAACUCAGGUUCUUUAAACCUAAAAUGAAAGAUUUUUAUUCUUUCGAAGUCAAGGAUUCGAGAGGAAGGAUCAUUUCCUUGGAGAAGUACAGAGGGAAAGCAACUUUGGUUGUAAACGUGGCCAGUUACUGCCAACACACAGACAAAAAUUACAUCGCACUGCAAGAACUACACAGAGAAUUUGGUCCCUCCCACUUCACUGUGCUGGCUUUUCCCUGCAAUCAGUUCGGAGAAUCAGAGCCUAGUUCAAGCCAGGAAAUAGAAUCUUUUGCCAGAGGAAACUAUGGAGUAACCUUCCCUGUUUUCCACAAAAUCAAGAUCCUAGGAUCAGAAGCAGAGCCUGCCUUUAAAUUUCUAAUAGAUUCUUCAAAGAAGGAGCCUCGAUGGAAUUUCUGGAAGUACCUUGUCAGCCCUGAGGGUAAAGUUGUGAAAUUCUGGAGACCUGAAGAGCCCAUAGAAAGUAUCAAGCCAGAAGUAGCAUCAUUGAUCAGACAGAUUAUCAUGAAAAAAAGAGAAGACCUCUGAAAAAGCUAUUCACGCUGUGAAUCCAUUCAACAGCACAGGUGCACAGCUUUACUACAUUCCUGGGAAAUGCUGCUAGAAGCUAAACUAUCAGGUGAUGUUACUUCUCUUUGGGGUUAGUAUUUUCAGCUACAGUAUGUCUACUAAUGUGGAACUGGCUCCUGCAAUGGCCUUGAGAACCACUGAGGUU